This is a messenger RNA of Cokeromyces recurvatus, 1462 nucleotides long. RefSeq lists its product as uncharacterized. Gene Ontology annotation, biological process: endocytosis; plasma membrane tubulation; actin cortical patch localization. The transcript is spliced from 5 exons. Gene Ontology annotation, molecular function: protein binding; lipid binding. The record is from RefSeq and is a predicted model, not a curated record. Lineage: Eukaryota; Fungi; Mucoromycota; Mucoromycetes; Mucorales; Mucoraceae. Bases 45 to 1385 code for a protein of 446 amino acids. Gene Ontology annotation, cellular component: mating projection tip; actin cortical patch; Rvs161p-Rvs167p complex.
UUUUUUUUUUUACUUUUUUCAUUUAAAUUAAUUGAAAUUACAUUAUGAGUUGGAAGGGCUUUCAAAAAGCAGUCAACAGAUUACCUUAUCAAAUAUUAUCAAAGAAAAGUGAAGCAACCAGGGAUGCUGAAUAUAUACAGUUAGAAAAGCAAUUUAAUGACCUUUCUAAAAUUGUUGGUGUACUUGCCAAGGACGCCAGAAUAUUUCGAGAUAGUGUCUCAGUAUUGUUAUCUAACCAGGCAGCUAUGGCAGAAUAUCUUGCUGUUAUUUAUGAUGCCAGUCUAGGUACACAAGCCCCCGAGGGUACAGUUCAAAAAAGAUUUCAACAGACACCUGCACAACAACUUCAAGCCGUCAAUGAUGCCGAAGCAGCGAUGGUCUAUUGUCGUGAUGAAGUUUUACCAGAAUUGGACGUUGUUGAUCGAAAUAUCAUUCGUCCUCUUCUUGAACUUGAAGAAAUCAUGAAACUUAUUUCCAAAACGAUGACCAAACGUAAUCAUAAACUGAUUGAUUAUGACCGUCAUCGACUUGCCCUUCAGAAACUGAAUAAUAAACAAGAACGAAGCUUUAGUGAAGAAAAACAAAUCUUUAAAGUUCAAUCACAACUUGAAACAGCAACUCAAGAUUAUAACUACCUCAACGAUAUGCUAAAGCAAGAGUUGCCUCGAUUCUUUCAACUCAAGGCUCAAUUUAUUCAUCCCGUCUUUGAGAACCUUUAUAACAUGCAAAGUCGAAUUUAUGGCAUUAUCUAUGCACGUUGUUAUGAAUUAUUGAAUCAAAACUUGGGAUCCUUUGUGACAAAUACGAUGGGUAUUGAAGAAGGUUAUAAUUAUCGAAAAUCACAAAGAGAUGUACGCAGUGAAUAUGAAAAUUUAGAUUUAUUAAAGUCAGGUGGAAAAGCUUGGUUGGCUGUUUCAGGUGGUACGAAUCAUUCAAAGUUAUCAUUACAGGAACGCGCUGCUUUGAAACGUGCAGAAGCAGCCACAGCAGGUGGCUCUCCUGUCAUGGAUAUGUAUACUACGACGACAUCUGCAGCGACGGCUCCACUACCACCUCCAGCUUAUGGACAAUCAGGAAAUGAUGUCACAUUAGAUUCAACACCUAUCUCUUAUGGUAAACAACAGCAGCCCUCUUAUCAACAACAACAACAGCCGCCUUCUUAUCAAGGACAGCCCUCCUAUCAACAACCACAAGCUUAUCCCCCUACAUCACAAUUCGUGGUCGCUCUUUAUGAUUAUACUGCACAAGCAGAAGGUGAUUUAUCUUUUAAGAAAGAUGAUAAGAUUGAAGUACUUGAAAGAACACCAGAUACAAAUGAUUGGUGGAAAGGAAGAUUAAAUGGUGUUAUUGGUGUAUUUCCUGGCAAUUAUGUUGCAGAAAUUUAACUAUAGAAAUUUUGUUUAUUGUUUUGUAUGAUAAUUUUAUGUUUAUAUUUAUAAAAUAUAUGUAUGUAUAAAAAAAA